AUGGCCCCGCGUGGCAAUCAAAUGUUGGGCAAUGCCCAUUUCCGCAAGCACUGGUCGCGAAGGGUGAAAACCUGGUUCAAUCAGCCUGCCAGAAAAGUCCGAAGACGUGAGAACCGUCAGGAAAAGGCUGCAACUGUUGCUCCUCGUCCUGUGGCCGGACUUUUGAGGUAUUCAAACAUGUUUUAAUCAGUUUUUAAAAAGAGACUUCUAAAUUUUCAUUUUUUUUUUUUAUAAAGUGAUUCUUUUUCGAAGUCCGUCUGCGCAUUUUAAAACUACGAAUUUUUUUUUUCGUAGUUUAAAAGUUGCGCUAUAUCAUAGUUGGAGUGUUUGACGCAUGCAAGGAUUUCUUUGUAUGUGAUAGAAGCUGCCUAACAUAUUAUCAAUUGACAAUUUUAACAUUCUUUUUUUAUGAAAAAUGUUCUGUGUUAGUUACUCGUCAGUCAAACUGCAUAAACAACGUGCUGAUGGUUAAAAAACCUAGCAGACUGUUUCUAGAAGUUGAUUGAUAUAAAUUUCUUUAGAUCUGUUGUUCGAUGCCCUUCUCGGCGUUUCAACAUGAAGCUUCGCCUUGGCCGUGGCUUUUCGCUUCAGGAACUGAAGGCUGCUGGCAUUGGAAAGAAUGAGGCCCGCACUAUUGGUAUCGCCGUCGACUACAGAAGGACGAACAAGACCGCAGAAGGACUUAAAGUUGGUUUUUUACUACAAUAAUUAUUUAAUGGAAAUCCGUGGAAACUGCAUUGAUUUCAUUAAUGGCCGGCUUGAGUCAAAUUUCGAGAAUAGGUGAAUAAUAGAACGAUAUGAUAAGUGGGAAUGAAAAUUAAGAUAAAGGCUGUUAACAGUAUCAGGUGAGGUUUUUAUGUUCCUCGUUCUCAAGAAAACGGCUAUAGGGUUUCUUAAUAGCACUAGAGGUUAAUUGGCUUACAUGUUGGCUCGGAAGGGUGAAAAUGAACUUUUUUCAUUUCGUCCACUUUUAGAACCGUUGAUUGUAUCCGAAUAUUAUUUUCGUGUCCAAAGUUAUAAAACUUGUGAAAAAGAGAAACAUUUACACUAAUUACCUUGGACACAAAAUAAAGGAUUCAGCGUACGUAAUCAUGUUAUGUGAAAAAAAGAAAUCGGUCAAAGUGAUUAAGCAUAAUAUGCGGAACUGGAAUGUCGAGAGUUUUUAGAAAAAAACUAUUUCUACAGCAAUAUAUCGCGAUAUGGUGGCUUUUAAGCGCAGAACUGAAAUUUCGUUUUUUUUUUUUUUGAUUGCCCAAAUAAUUUAAAAUUUUGGAGAUUCGCGCGUAAAAGCCUUCAUCUUGUUGUAGUAGUUGUAUUAUUUUUUUUGUCAUGUUUUCUGAUGCUUUUCUUCAGUUUUUGAUUGCAGGCAAACGUCGAACGUCUGAAGGAAUAUAAAUCUAAGCUUAUUUUGUUCCCGAAGAAGCUCAGUGCACCAAAGAAGGGCGACAGCUCGGUAAGUUUUUUUAUUUUUUUAAGUUUUUUUCUAACGUUUUUUUAGCAGAUUCAGCAAGUCUAUUUUUAUUUUUUUAACAGGCUGAAGAGCUCAAGGUUGCCAGCCAACUUCGCGGUGACAUCCUUCCAGUCAGCCACGUCAUCACUUAUGAAGAGCCCCGUGCCAUUACUGAAGCCGAGCGAAAAGUUCAAAUAUUCCGACUUUUGCGCAAGGAGCGUGCCGAUAAGAAAUACGCCGGAAAACGUGAAAAGAAGGCAAAGGAGGCCGCGGAGGAGAAUAAGUAA
Caenorhabditis auriculariae is the source of this 1737-nucleotide messenger RNA. NCBI's taxonomy places the organism in Eukaryota, Metazoa, Nematoda, Chromadorea, Rhabditida, Rhabditidae. The record is from the annotation of a GenBank genome assembly.